CCUGACCCAAAUCUUCCACUGAACCAGAUGACAGACUUCGGGGCGUUGAGUAUAGGGAGUCGCACUAUAUCUCGUCCAGCCAUUUAGUUGCGUUGCGUUAAUUUAGUACGCUGUCACUGUCCUAUUUCUUCGUCCACUAUUCCUUAUUGAGCUAGUUUUUGUGUAACAAGGGUUGGGCAGCUGUGCGUAUCAUAUCUCCAUGUGAAACACCCCACCUAAAUUCGGUCUUGUUCGUUGAUCAAUUGAUAGCUUUACCCAUAGCUUCGCAUGUUGAUAACGUCAUCCUAGUGCUCAAAACAUGGAACUUAAACCAACUCUAUCUCUUUACACGGUGUCUCCCCCCAUUUGGCUGCUAGCUGGAAUUCUGCUGUUCUUCGCAUGGCGAUGGAGCAUUCGUCACCACAAGGUAUCAUCCAAUGGUGAACCACCCCUCGUGCCCUAUCUAAUCCCCUGGCUUGGCCAUGGGUUUUCCCUCAUAAACGACAUCAAUGGCUUUGUGGAAUGGGUCAGAUCGUCGUUUCCCAGCAGCGGAGCGGUCACUGUGCAGGUAGCCGGUCGUCAUUUAUAUUUGAUCUUCGACGCUAAACUAGCAAGUCAAAUCUACCGCCGGUCAGACAAUUUCCUGUUUGAUCCGUUUAAUCUGAUGGUAUUUCGGACAACUGGAGGUACCAAAAAUGAUUUGGAAAUUGCCCAGAACGGGGCUCGACUCGUCAAGACAGAUCCCAAUGUGGUGGUGGAUGGGACUCAUUUUAUGCAUGGGUUUCACAUAAUGACAAAGAACCAUUUAAGCGGCGAAUUCCUCGAAGAGUUGACCAGACGUUUCAUUGAAACGUUAUGCAAGGAAAUAGACCGCAACUUCCCGAUCAGCAAAAAUGGAAAGCCUGAGUGGAGGACUAUGGAUCUUUGUCACCUCAUCAAGUCUCUCUGGACCCAUGCUUCCAUCGAGGCACUGAUGGGGACCAACAUUUAUACCUUUUGGCCGGAGAUUGACGAUUGGAUAUGGGAGUUUGAUUCCACAUUUCCAAUGAUAAUAGCACAAUAUCCCAGCCUUCUCUUUCCUAAGCCAUACAAAGUCCGCGAGGAAGGGAUUAGAAAGCUGAUAGAUUGGGAAAGAAUGGCGAGAGAAGCUGAAGAGGAAGGAAAGAUCAAGUCUGAUGAUCCAAACCGUCUCUGGGAUCCCUACUGGGGCCAUGCAUACUCCCGUGAAGCAUCGAAGUUUUACGCAAAGUUUGGAGUUAGCGAGAGAGGCCGCGCGGGGAAUAAAAUGGGAAUCAUAUGGGGGAUUGCGGCCAAUGCUAUUCCCGUCGCCAUGCAGGUUAUCAACCAGACGGUCUUGAAUCCUACGACCCUCGAGGAACUUCAUUCAGAAAUAUCUCGGUGCCAGACUGGUCCGCUUUCAUUAGACAUGGGCAAAGUGACGACACAGCCGAAACUCAAGUCAAUGUUUCUAGAAGCGCUCCGAUGGGCAACGGCAUCCCCAUCGCCUCGUGUUGUGCGGGAAGAUUGUGAGAUUGGUGGAUAUCGGUUCAAAUCUAACAGUAUGGUCAUGAUUCCCGCACGUAUUCUUCAACUAGAGCCGGCGACCUGGGAGAUUCCCGGCAAUGAACAAUCCAAGCCGGAUUUGUUCUGGCCAGAGCGGUUCUUGGACGGCGAUCAGGAACACGAGGCUCACCGAGUAGAUGAAAAUAUAGAGGCUGAAGCCAACCACAUUGCAGGCGCUCCUUCGAGCCCAGAAGAGUUGAAGCCUAGAAGGGUCCAAGUGGAGCCUAUUUCUGGUCCCAAGUCCAAGGAUAUCCAACGGCGAAUUCUUUCACUAAGACCCUUUGGCGGAGGAACCACUAUCUGUUCUGGCCGACACUUCGCCACGAAUGAGAUUCUCGGUGGCUUGGCCACAUUGUUGUUGAGAUUAGAAAUCGAGGUCAUUGACGAAGAGCUGAUAAAACAUGGGGUCCCACAGCCUGAUCUGAGAAAACAGGGAGGCCUGUUUCCAGACCGGCCCUUAAUGGUGCGAGUGAGGAGACGAAUGUCUUAG
This is a messenger RNA of Talaromyces proteolyticus, 2032 nucleotides long. RefSeq names its product cytochrome P450. Lineage: Eukaryota; Fungi; Ascomycota; Eurotiomycetes; Eurotiales; Trichocomaceae. The transcript is spliced from 3 exons. Bases 299 to 2032 code for a protein of 577 amino acids. The record is from RefSeq and is a predicted model, not a curated record. Gene Ontology annotation, molecular function: iron ion binding; oxidoreductase activity, acting on paired donors, with incorporation or reduction of molecular oxygen; steroid hydroxylase activity.